AUGUACCCUGGGUCUGCCUUCAGGUUGCACCCUCCGUCGGCGCGGCUGGAAAAUAUCGCUGACUGGUAUCCAUACUAUCAAUCUUGUCAGAACCAUUUUCUAGCAAUUGCACAACACACCAACCAUGUGCAAAUCCUCGCGGCAUCUAUAAACAUCCGGCUUCCCCUCCAGAUUUUGCAACUGUCGAAUGCUCGCGACAUAUUGACCAUCUACAUCCGCCGAUUAGUGGCAACCGGCUUAGAUACUUAUAGCAUCUUAAACCUUUUCUUCGGACACGACUGGCCUAUGGGCAUAGGCCAUAUCCAUGAAAUCGAACGGAGACAUUAUUUACUUGCUGCAAAAAGCGCGAGUUGGUUAGAGGUCAAGUCAUAUUACGAUAUGGGAGACGGGCAGAGCAUCCCAUACCUUCGACCAUUACAGAACGUCACGGAAGAGGAAAUCGUUGCCGCCGAAUCGGCUUGGAGCGCAUGGUUGGCAAUGCAGGAUUGGAUGUUAGGACCCCGGUCGCCCUGGGCAAAGGAUGCGAUGGCAGCGGGGGAGGUCUACAGCCCUGGUUGCUAA
Truncatella angustata is the source of this 561-nucleotide messenger RNA. RefSeq lists its product as uncharacterized. The coding region runs from base 1 to 561 and encodes 186 amino acids. NCBI's taxonomy places the organism in Eukaryota, Fungi, Ascomycota, Sordariomycetes, Amphisphaeriales, Sporocadaceae. The record is from RefSeq and is a predicted model, not a curated record. The transcript has 3 exons.